Molecule: messenger RNA, 7201 nt
Organism: Cherax quadricarinatus
Lineage: Eukaryota; Metazoa; Arthropoda; Malacostraca; Decapoda; Parastacidae
Source: RefSeq, a predicted model, not a curated record
CCUUGGUAAUUAGUUUGAUUUUUGUUUCACCAUGCAAGGUAAACAAACGUUAGUCAAGUGAUAACGUGAUUGAGUCCCUAUCAGUAUUUUCAGUUAUGUGCUAUAUCUCUUACUAUAAUUUUAUAAAUGAAUCAGUAUUUAAGUGCAUAUGAACUUUCUUGUGAUUAGUUUAGGGGCCGCAUUUAAUAUCACAGCAUUUGAGGAGACUACACAAAUAACGUGAUGUGAGGAUGGAACCUUUGGCAGAAGCAUUUAUAGUUUUAGAAGGGGUAAUUGAACACGUACGUCUCAAGCUAGGUUCGGAUGCACAGGAGCACAUUAACCCAAACCUGUUGUUUGGUAGAGCAGAAAAUGAAAUAAAAAAUGGCUUAACUGUUAAUGAAGCUAUUGAAACACUAAGUUCAAGUGUAAUAUCAGAAGUGCAAGAAAAGCAGGAAAAGAAAUUAAGUGAUCUAAAUAGAAUUAAAGAUGAUCUUGAGAAAACAACAGCAGAAAUAGUUAUACGGCAAAUAAAGGAUGACCUGGAGAAAGCCUCGGAGCAUUUGAUUAAGGAUAAAGGGAAAAGUGUUGAGAUUGGAUUGGGAAAUGAAAAUGUAGGGUCACAAAGCAGCAGUUCACAAAAUGAUGUAUCCAGCAUAGACAAGGACAAAUUAGAGAUGAGGAAUAAUACACUCACUAAUUGUACUUCUAGUGUGAAUAAACCUUUAUGUCCUCAGUCCUUUGUAAGUGAGAGUAUGGUAAGUGAUGAGGAUGAUGAGAUAAGUGUGUUGAGCCCAGAACCAGUAAAACCUGCUCCAUUAAUUGAUCUCGAUGAUAGCUCAAGUCCCAGCUCAUCCUCUAGAAGUAGCAUUUGUAUUGUUAAUGAGCUAGAAAAGGCUCAAAGUAAAGAGAAAGAGACAUUGCAAGAUCAGUUUGAUCAAGAAAAUGCAGAAAAGUUUGAUUUUGCAAGCAAAACUUUGCUUGAUGAAGAAAGGAUUUUGACAAACGAUACUCCUAAUGUGAAAAAUACGCUAGAAGUUAGUGAUAACAGUCAGGAAAAUGAAAUGUAUGAAAAGGUUAAUAAUGAAAAUGAAAUGCAUAAAAAGGCUAAUAAAGAAAUAGUGAAAAAGAAAGUAAUAGAGAGUGAUUUCUCAGAAUGUUUAGAUGAAACCAAUUUUGGAGGGCAGGUAAGAUGCCAGUCAGACACUGAAGAUGAACAAAAGUCACUGAAGCAGAGAUCCCAAGGAUCACCAUUGGCAGGAAUGUCUUCAGAGUUGAAGGUAAACAGUUGUGUCGAUGAAAAUAGAAAUAAGAAAAAAAUUAAUGGAAUUGCUAAUUUCAUGACAGAAAAUGCAGUAGACAAUAAUCAUCUCUCAGAUGCUUUGUGGGAAGAUGCUCAUUAUGUUUGUUCACGGCUUCCAUAUUUCCAGCUGGCAGAUGUUCACCAGAGCAUGGUUGAUAAUUUUUACCAUCCUAAUCGUCUGGUUUAUGUCUUAGAAGAAUAUAUCAAUUUAGCUGUUGACCGUGAGGAAUAUGUACCCGAUAAUGUAUUUCUUGGUCUUUGGGCUGCCAAGAAAAGAUCUUAUUUGGAGAUCGGUGGUACACAAGAAGUGGUAGGUGAGAAGAAAAUUAAAGUUGAUCAUAAUACAUUAGACACCAUCAGUGCCAAGAAGUUACAGGCUCCUUUAGGACUGGAGAAUAAGUUCAAUGAUUCCCUUCCAUCUACAAGUGGUGCUAAUAAUCCAGUUGCCUUGGCUGUUGUAAAAGAUGAAGAUGUAAGUGGUCCAUAUUGUAUAGAUGACCCUAAUAUAAGAACUCAUAAUAAUAUUGAAAAAGAUUUUAUAAAUAGUGGACCUGUGGAACUUAAGUAUGAUAGAGAGAAGUGGUGUAAGGAAAAGAUGGAAUUUAUUUGUGCUGUUGUAUGUGGCAUUAAUAAAGAAAUUUUGCAAGUGCAAGUUGAAUCAUGCCACAGUGAAGCUGAUGUUGAGAGAUUAAUGGCAAAAUUAUUGGAAGAGCAAGAAAACAUUGAAUCUCUUGUUAAAGAACAUGUUAUCCCUAUUCCUAUAGCACCAAGUGAACAGCUCAGUACCAGUGCCUUUCAGCCUGUUGAUAGAACAAGUGUUAGUACAAACGAACCUAAUCCAGUUGAAGCAAAUACUGGUGAUGGAAUCCAGCCUGGCAGCUCAGUUGAGAGUCAGUCAGGGAUGGAGGGAGAGGAUCAAGCAAACCUUGCUGCAGACUUAGAGGACAGGAUUAUGGCCCAGGUAGCAACUUUGUCGGAAAUGUUUGGUGAUGCUGACCCCGAUUACUUACAAGAGAGGUGUGUUGGUAUCAAUGGUGACCAGGCACAGUUCCAAACACUAGUGGAUGAACUCCUUAGAAACAAAGACUAUCCCAAGCUAGAAGAAUAUAACAAGAGGCAGAAACGAUUGGAAAUUAGGAAGAAAUUCAUUGAAGGCAUGUCUGUUGAGGAGUUUUUGGAAUAUUUUGAGGAUCCUGAGAAGGUGUUUUGUGAUUCGGAGAAAACCAUGAAUUCAACAUAUAUGGAUAAUGCUCGAGCUCAGUUGAAGCGAGACUUGCCAUACCACCUCAUCAGGGAUAUUGAUAAUGAACUCAGGAAACACAACUACCAUUACUUGCCCACACUUAGAGCUCUGCAGGAAAACAUAAAGCUGAGCCGGCGCAAGACAAAACGUACAUCUCCUGUCAAUGAGACAGACAUGGAUGACAUAUUCAUUAAAGAAUUGUGCUAUGUCCGAAUGCAAACAGAAAUCAAAGAACAUCUGUGGAAAAAAGAAGAAAAUAAAAGGAGGGCUUUCUUAUGGGCAAAAGCUACACACCAGUUGCAGGAGUGCCAUUGUUGCUAUGAUGAUGAGGUUCUGGAAGAGGACAUGGAUACUUGCAGUGCUCCAGGCAGCCAACACAAAUUUUGUAUUAAUUGUAUUAGAAGGUUUGCAGAGGAAGAAAUAGGCCAAGGUCGAUCAAGCUUUCGAUGUUUAGAAGGUGAAUGUAAAGCAGAAUUCUCACUCAGUACCCUUAAGAGAGUCAUGAAGCCAGCAAUUUUUUCCAACAUUCUAGAACGGAAGCAACUUGAAGAAAUUGCAGCUGCAGGAAUUGAAGACUUAGUAGCAUGUCCAUUUUGUAAUUUCCAGACCAUCAUGCCCAACAAAGAGGAUAAAGUAUUCAAGUGCCUCAACCCAGAAUGCAUGAAGGAUUCUUGCAGAUUCUGCAAAGAACCCAAUCAUGUGCCGUUACGAUGUGAGGAAGUUGAAAAACAGCAUCAGAAAGAUGCACGAACUUACAUGGAGAAUCGAAUGACAGAGGCAAUGGUUAGAGAAUGUUGGAAAUGUAAGAAGAGAUUCAUCAAAGAGGAUGGAUGCAAUAAAAUGCGGUGCUCCUGUGGAGCAAUGAUGUGUUACAUAUGCAAGAAGCAGAUUAAUGGCUAUAACCACUUUGAAGAUAAACUCAUCCCAACAGAUCGAAACAAGUGUCCUCUUUGGAGUAACUCAGAAACGAUCCAUGCUGAAGAGGUGCGAGAUGUUGCUGAUAAGUUGAAGCAGGAGAUGGAUCCUAACUUGGAGCUCAUUCAUAAUCCUCUGAAUGACCUACCUGAGAUCCCCAAGCACUUGUCGAAGCAGAAGAGUGGCAUACCAGCACCAAACCGUCAUAACCCUCCGCCUGCCCACCAGCGCAGACCCCACAUAAUUCCUCCACAUAACCAGCCACUUCGUGCUCCACCACUUGACUAUCAUCAAGUUCAUCGUGUAGGGCCUGUGCAUUUGUUUACAUUUCCUGUGCCGGGUCCACCAGCUCAUCACAAUCCUCAUCCACCACCAGCUCAUCAGCAGGCCCAUCUCCAGCUUCAUGUAGCUGCACCUGCAAUGACUGUUCCUGAAGUAAAUGGCUACCAACACCACCACCACCAUCACCACCACCACCACCACCAUCAUCACAUUCCCCAUGCUGCUAGAUACCCAGAAGCGGUCCUCAAUCAUCAUCCCCCAGCACAGCCAGAGCAGAUGAGGGACAAUCUCUUUGAUCAAAUAAAUGAAUUUAAUGACAUCAUGCAAGGAGUCAGGAGGAGGGAUGGAGGUGUGGAAUAUCAGAGAGAGGUUGCACCAUGGAUACAACAGCAGCAGCAGCAGCAGGUACACAGAGGUCAGCAGCAGCAACUGCAACUGCAGCCACAACUACAGCAACAACAGGAGCAACAACAAAACUAUAUCAAUCCAGAAAAUCACCAGCAUUUAAUUAAUAUUGUACCCAAUCAAAAUCAGCAUCGGAUUCCACAAAAUCUGCAAGAACAACAGCCACAGGAUCAGCCUAACACUGAUCUUCAACAACCGGGUGAAAAUCUGUUAGUUGAGCAGCACACUCCUCAGCACCAUCAACGACAACAAAUAGAAACACUUCUUGAUAAGUUUCAGGAGUUUUGUGAUAUGCUAUGAUUCUUAGAAACCGAUAGUUAUUUCAAACAUAUGAAUAAAUAUAAGAGACUUUGUAGUUGUAGUGCAGUAUGUAGGUCAUAAAGAGAAAGUGAUUGUAAAUAAUGUGAUAUUUUACCAUGAGCAUGAGAACAAGCACUUGCCAGUAUCACAACAACAAAAAUUUGAAGAAUUUCAGUUAUUUGUACAAAGUUUAUUAGUGAGUAAAAAAAACAUUAUGGUUACAAUAUUUCAGAUAUUUUUAUUAAUAAUUAUCCAUAAUUUAAGUAUCAGUUUUUAUUUGAUAUUUAAUUGCAUACAGAAAAGCUGUGUUUAGCAUGGUUCAAUAUCUUGUGUUUUAAAGGAACUCGAGUCUCAUAAAACUUAGAUGCCUUUGUUUUUAGCUGAUAAAUAUGAUCAUUUAUUUUUGUAUUAGAACUGUGUGCAGUAUUUUUGUAUGCAUAAAUCAGCACCUAAUGUUUUAAACCUUAGGCAAAAGUAGGUGAAUUUUUAUUUAAGAGAUAAUGAUUUUUUGUUUUAAUACAGUGCAAAUUUUUACUGUGUGUAAUAAAUAAAUUAUGUAUGUGUGUGUGUGUGCAUGUGCGUGUGUGUGUACGCGCAUGCAUGCGUGUUGAGUUAUAGCUCCUGGCCCCAUCUCUUCACUACCAGAUCCAUACACUCCCUUCUCCCUGAACUUUAUCGAACCUUUUCUUAAAGCUGUGUAUGGAUCCUUCCUCCACUACAUCACUCUCCAAAUUGUUCCACUUCCUGACAACUUUCUGACUGAAGAAUUACUUCCUAACAUCCCUCUAACUCAUCUGAUUUUUCAGCUUCCAAGCUUCCAGUUGUGAUGCCUUGUUGCUGUGUCCCAUCUCUGAAAUAUCCUGUCCCUGUCCAACUUGUCAAUUCCUCUCAGUAUUUUAUAUAUUGUUAUCAUGUCUUCCCCAUCCCUCCUGUCCUCCAGUGUUACGUUGAUUUCCCUAACAUUACUCUAUAGGGCAUACCCCUUAGCUCUGGGAUUUGUCUUAUUGCAAACCUUUUCACUUUCUUUAAUUUCCUGAUGUGUUUGACUAGGUGUGGAUUCUAUACUGUUGCAGCAUACUUCAAUAUGGGCUUGAUGUACACAUACAGUGUCAUGUCGAAAUGCUGCUCUCAGGUUUGCCAGGUGCCCAUGUCCUGCAGCAGUCAUUUGGUUCAUGUGCACCUCAGGAGAUGUGUGUGGUAUGAUGCUCACCCCAAGACCUUGAAUGAGUUUUGCAGCCUUUGACCUCUUAGGCUGUACUCUAUCUGCGGUCUUCUUUGUCCUUCCCCAAACUUCAUAAAUUUGCAUUUGCUGGGGUUAAACUCCAGGAGCCAUUUGUCAGACCAGGCUUGCACCCUGUCCAGAUCUCCUUUUAGGCUUACCUGAUCCUCAUCCGAUUGUAUUCUCUUCAUUAGCUUCACAUUGUCUUUGAACAGGGACACCCCUGAGUCUAUCUCUUUCGUCAUGUCAUUCACAUAUACAAGAAACAGCACUGGACCUAGAACUGACCCUUGUGGAACCCCACUCAACACAGUCACCUCAUCAUGUACCAACACAUGUUGUUUCCUUCCUGUCAGGUAUUCCCAGAUCCAUGGCAGUACUUUCCCUUCUCUUCCUGCCUCCUCCCCUAGCUUGUCAACCAGUCUCUUGUGUGGUACUGUGUCAAAAGCUUUCUUACAGUCCAAGAAGAUGCAGUCUACCCAUUCCUCUCUCUCUCCUGUCUUACUUCUGUUACUUUGUCAUAGAACUCCAGUAGGUUUGUGAUGCAGGAUUUCCCUUGCCUGAAGACAUGCUGGUUGUCACGUAUGAGCCCGUUUCUUUCUAGGUUCUCCACCACUCAUCUUGGCCCACUGCCUUUGCGGUGUCUAGUUUCCCUAGGAGCUUCUUCACUUCCUCCUCGGUUUUGUGUGUUGGGGGGGGGGGGGUUGCAGGGGUCGAGUCACAGCUCCUGGCACCUCUUCACUGGAUGCUGCUGGGUCCACACACUUCCUGCUCCAUGAGCUUUAUAAUACCUCUUCCUGCCUCCACUACAUUACUUUCCAGACUAUUCCACUUCCUGACAGUUCUGUGACUGAAGCAAUACUUCCUAACAUCCUUGUGAUUCAUCUGAGUCUUCAACUUCCAAUUAUGAUCCCUUGUUGCUGUGUCCCAUCUCUAACACAUUCUGUUCCUAUCCACCUUGUCAAUUCCUCUCGGUAUUUUAUGUCAUUAUCAUGUCCCCACUAUCGCUCCUGUCCUCCACUGUCAUCAGGUUGAUUUCCCAUAACCUACCUACCUCUCCCUCCAUCCCAUUCCCCCCCUCUAUCUAUCUAUAUAUAUAUAUAUAUCUUUCUUUCUUUCAACACACCGGCCGUAUCCCACCGAGGCGGGGUGGCCCAAAAGGAAAAACGAAAGUUUCUCCUUUUACAUUUAGUAAUAUAUACAGGAGAAGAGGUUACUAGCCCCUUGCUCCCGGCAUUUUAGUUGCCUCUUACAACACGCAUGGCUUACGGAGGAAGAAUUCUGUUCCACUUCCCCAUGGAGAUAAGAGGAAAUAAACAAGAAUAAGAACUAGAAAGAAAAUAGAAGAAAACCCAGAGGGGUGUGUAUAUAUGUGCUUGUACUAUGUACUGUGUAGUGUGACCUAAGUGUAAGUAGAAGUAGCAAGACGUACCUGAAAUCUUGCAUGUUCAUGAGACAGAAAAAAGGACACAGCAAUCCUACCAUCAUGUAAAACAAUUACAGGCUUUCGUUUUACACUCACUUGGCAGGACGGUAGUACCUCCCUGGGCGGUUG